AUGAACCGAAACAAACGAAAGCCGAAUCUUAUAUCGAAAUCUAAUGAAGACAAAGAUAAAAAGCAGCGAAUUAAUCGCUCUUGUCUUCCAAAUACGAAUAUGAACAGAUCGGUGAUUACUCAUCUGGAAAGUUUAUCCAAUGAAAUAAUCUACGAAAUCUUUGAUUUUCUUCAUUCUUACGACAUCUAUCAAGCUUUUUUCCAUCUGAAUACAAGAUUUCGACAACUAUGUAUCCAUCCGAAUCUUUCGAUUGCGAUCACCAAUCUAUCAUCCAAACAAAAAUCGUUCGAACGCUAUUUUAACGAAUUUGUCGUACCAUAUCUAUAUCGAAUUCGAUCGCUUGAUCUAACUAAUCUAUUUCUCGUAGAUCUAAUUUCGAAAACAACAAACCAUCUUUCGCAUUGUACUCAACUUCAAACGGUCGUUCUCGGUGAAUUGAAAGUACCUUAUUUGACAAAUAUUUUAAAUAAUCUGAGCACAGAAUUGAAUCUACUUUCGCUGACGCUUUGUAUCGAUGUGAAUUCCAAUUGUACGCAGAUCUACGAUCGUGUUUUUCACUUUCCGGUACUAAAAUAUUGCACAAUACACGCUACAGUAGACAAUCUCUUCGAAUCGUUGCUCAUUUCUGCUAAGCCAACAUCUCCGAUUGAAUAUCUAAAUAUCAAUAGUAGUUGCCACCUGAAUCAUCUUCAUAUAUGUCUCUCACAUGUUCCUCAGCUUCGCCAUCUUUUGGUAGAAUCGAUUCACACCGUCGACAAUGUCGACCUUCAAGAUUAUUCACGCGAUUUCAAUCAAUUAACCAGUGUUGUGUUAAUGUUGAAAAAAAUCGAUUUCCAACUUUUUGCGACGUUCGUUGACAAACAUUUUCGUCGACUUCGAAAAUUGACAAUUUCAGUACCUGACGAAAACGAUCACAUCGAUGCUGAACAAUGGCAGUAUUUGAUCGUUUCAUUUAUGCCUUGUUUAAAAACGUUUGACUAUCAACUGGGAACCUUGUCUUGUUACAGUAAUGAACAUAUAUCGCAUAAAACUCUCUUGAAGACGUUUCAAACUUCAUUUUGGGCGGAGAGGCAUUGGCAUUUCGCCUUAGAAUCCUAUUUGCCUACUUUUCAGCUCAAGCAAGAGAUUCUUUAUUCUACCCAACCGUAUACACGAAGACAUUUUGUACUUUCUGAUCAAGCGGAUUUCAUCAACAAAGAAAAAGUUCCUUUCAACUACGUAGAUCGUGUAAUCAUAUUCGACAUGGCAAUUCCAAAGAAUUCCAAUAAAUAUUUUCCUGUUGCAACUGAAUUGGCUAUAUACGAUCGUCAUUCUGCCGUCGUCGAUGAACAUCUCUACGAGAAUUUGCAUUUGAUCUUAUCUCUUACGCAGAUUACUCGACUAAUCGUCGAUGACGAUCUGAUCAAAUACAAAGAUCUUUUAAAUCUGUUGUGUUCGUUAAUUAAUUUACAUACAUUAAAAUUGUCGUCGACGCAAUCGAGUUUAGACAAAAGUUUACCGUCACAAAGAAGCAAACAGUUCCGUACAGUUUCCGAACAGAAUAAGAUUGUCAACUUGAUGAUCGAAGGUGAUUUCUCGUUGAAAACACAUAAGUUUUUGCUCAAUCUUUGUCCUCGUUUACAAUACUUUUCCAUUCAAUCACCAAGUGAAGUUUUAUUACCAGCUAUGAAAUUUCUGCAAUCAAAAAUUCAGAAAUCGACUUCUCAAUUGAUUUCCUUAUCGAUUACCCAACUGUCUUUGAUUUCAAUCGAACAAUUACUCGUUCAUAUCAGAUCGGAAGCGCUUUUCCACGAUUCUGCCAUGAUUAAAAAUCAUUCGGGAUUGUUCAUUUGGUUCUAA
Adineta ricciae is the source of this 1839-nucleotide messenger RNA. Lineage: Eukaryota; Metazoa; Rotifera; Eurotatoria; Adinetida; Adinetidae. The record is from the annotation of a GenBank genome assembly.